UUUAUGAUGCAUCAGCACCCGGAACUGCAGCUGAACUUCAUCUGACAAGAAACACUUCAGCGGCAGCUCAUCAUAAAGGUUCCUGCUGGAUGAUGAUGAUGGGGUCAGCGGGUCUGAUCGGGUUUCUGCGCGCGCUCUUCUCCGGUUGUUCGCCGGUCGGGAUCCUCGCGCUCUCCGGUGCGACGCUCCUGUGUGCGCUCGCGACGCGUCUCGCCCUCAAACGACGCGCGCUGCGGUGCUUCAAUCAGCCGCCGCAGAGAAGCUGGAUCAUGGGCCACAUGGGACUAAUGGGCCAUAAUGAAGAGGGACUGCAGGCCGUUGAUGAUCUGAUCAGGAGGUACGUUCACUCCUGUGCCUGGUAUCUGGGUCCGUUCUACAAUAUGGUCCGACUUUUCCACCCAGACUACAUCAAAUCCCUUCUGACAGCCUCAGCAAACAUUACUUUCAAAGACAAGAUCUUUUAUGGGUUUAUGAAACCUUGGUUGGGCCAUUGUCUUCUGCUGCAGAACGGUCAGGAAUGGUCACGCCAUCGACGACUUCUGACUCCUGCGUUCCACUUCGACAUCCUCAAAAAAUAUGUUCACAUAUUCAACCAGUCCACCAACAUCAUGCAUGCUAAAUGGCGCCGCCUGCUGGCUGAGAAGCAGAACAGUCUGGAUAUGUUUGAGCACAUGAGCUCCAUGACGCUGGACAGUCUGCUCAAAUGCACCUUCAGCUGUGACAGUCACUGCCAGGGGAAACCCAGCGAAUACAUUGCAGCCAUUCUGGAGCUGUCUAAACUGCUGGUUCAGAGGCAGCAUUACCUUCCGUAUCACUGGGACUGGCUGUACUGGCGCUCCGAACCGGGACGGCGCUUUCGCAAGGCGUGCAACAUCGUGCAUCAGUUCACGGCUAAAAUCGUGCAAGAACGCCGUUCCCAACUCGAUCAGCAGGGGUCCGCAAUGAACCGCACGGAAAACCUGGAAUACACUGGAGGAUACAAGAAAAAAGACACGGAUCUCAUUGAUUUACUGCUGCUGUCAAAAGAUGAGAACGGCGAGGGACUCACGAACGAGGAGAUCCAGGCUCAUGCAGAUAUGUUCAUGUUUGCUGGUCACGACACCACCGCCAGCGCCCUCUCCUGGAUCUUCUACAACCUGGCAAUGCAUCAGGAUCAUCAGGAGCGCUGUCGAGCUGAAAUCAGAUCAGUGCUGCGAGACGGAGACGAACACGACAUCAGCUGGGAGGAUCUGAGUCAGCUGCCCUUCACCACUAUGUGCAUCAAGGAGAGUCUGAGGCUUCACUCGCCCGUUCUGGCGCUCACCCGCUACUACUCACGAAACAUGAAGACGCCCGGAGACUGCGUCAUUCCCCAGGGAUGUCUCUGUUUGAUCAGUAUUUAUGGUGUCCAUCGAAACCCUGAAGUCUGGCCCGAUCCAGAGGUUUACGACCCCAUGCGCUUCGACCCGGAGAACUCACACGGACGCUCGCCUCACGCUUUCAUUCCCUUCUCAGCGGGACCCAGAACUGUGUGA
Molecule: messenger RNA, 1514 nt
Organism: Sinocyclocheilus anshuiensis
Lineage: Eukaryota; Metazoa; Chordata; Actinopteri; Cypriniformes; Cyprinidae
Gene: cyp4f3
Product: cytochrome P450, family 4, subfamily F, polypeptide 3
Exons: 13
Coding region: 90-1514 (474 amino acids)
Molecular function (GO): heme binding; oxidoreductase activity, acting on paired donors, with incorporation or reduction of molecular oxygen; monooxygenase activity
Source: RefSeq, a predicted model, not a curated record